Molecule: messenger RNA, 357 nt
Organism: Parastagonospora nodorum SN15
Lineage: Eukaryota; Fungi; Ascomycota; Dothideomycetes; Pleosporales; Phaeosphaeriaceae
Exons: 1
Coding region: 1-357 (118 amino acids)
Source: RefSeq, a predicted model, not a curated record
AUGCACCCACUCGCGCUUCUUAUCAUCAUUGCCUCCACGACUGCCAAAGUUAAAGCUAUCUGCUACACAUCUGGCGAUGACUGGGGCAGUGACCAAGGCCAAGCUAAUGCAGCCCUCGAGGAAGUUUGCUCACAUCUUGCCAACUCGGAUUACAAGCAUCUCGAAGAGAGAUACUUCUGCGUCAACGCUGACAGCGGCAAUAAGAAGCUAGAGUUCUGGAUCAAGUGUCAUUCAAUGGGGGGUAAAUUUGUGGAUGUACCUCUUUGUGUACAGAGCCUCGGUGACGAGAUCAAUGGCUGUUCACUGGGGGGCGCAUCAAUGUGGAUGUCCCUCUUUUUCAGGUGCGUAUUCGUCUGA